AUGGAGCUUCCAAAAAAUCUCUUGACCAAAAAACACAGGGGCGUUUGGGGUCUCCGGAUAUCCUUUGCAUCACCAAUCGACGCAUUUUCUCCUCAGUUCUCUUCUCUUUCCUCGCGGCCGACAAACAAUCAAAAAGUCAACCAAUCGCUCACAACCCCUUUCUCUCUCGUCCCAACGCCCGUCUCUUCUGCUGCGUUGCGCUGCGCUUUUUCUGUCAGUACACGAAAACGGGAGUUUGUUAUGUCGUCUCUCUGCAUGGGGGUGGACAGCUGGAAAUGGCUUUUCACAUGA
Messenger RNA from Colletotrichum orchidophilum, 291 nucleotides. RefSeq lists its product as uncharacterized. NCBI's taxonomy places the organism in Eukaryota, Fungi, Ascomycota, Sordariomycetes, Glomerellales, Glomerellaceae. The record is from RefSeq and is a predicted model, not a curated record. The coding region runs from base 1 to 291 and encodes 96 amino acids. The transcript has a single exon.